AUGGUCCGAUGCGGUGCUCGUAUUCCCACCACCAAGAGAAACCUGAAGGAUGUCACCAACCAAAGCGGGCUCCCCAGCAAGGACGACCCUGCAUCGACCUCCGAUCCGAAUCUGCCCUACGCUCGGCAUGACUAUGAUCUCUACGACUUCAAGAUCAAAGAGCAGAUCGGGCGCGGCGCCUUUGCCACAGUUCAUCUGGUCAAGUUUGCACCGCGGAAUCUCCAGGAUGUCAGCCAACCGGCUGUGUCGGAAAAGUCGUACGCCAUGAAGGCCCUCCGCAAGAAGGAUAUCAUCGCUACCAAGCAAAUCAAGCAUGUCAUGAACGAAAAGACCAUCCUCGAGAAUGUACGCUUCCCAUUCAUUGUCGAGCUCCUGGCCACGUUCCAAGACAUCAAGCACCUGUAUCUGGUUAUGGAAUACAUCCCUGGUGGCGAUAUGUUUACCUUGCUACGCAAACGCAGACGGUUUCCCGAGUCGGUCGCUCGCUUCUACUCCAGCGAGCUUGUGCUGGCCCUGGAGUAUCUCCACUCCAAGAAGAUCAUCUAUCGCGACCUGAAGCCCGAGAACAUCCUUAUCGACGUCGAGGGGCACAUCAAGAUUGCCGAUUUUGGCUUCGCCAAAACCGUUUCCGAAACUGCUCAGACCUUCUGCGGCACCCCAGCAUAUAUGGCGCCAGAGAUCAUUCUCAAGACCGGCUACAACAAGACCGUGGACUGGUGGUCUCUCGGAACCCUCAUAUAUGAGAUGCUCGCCGGCUACUCGCCCUUUAUUGCUGCCACUCCUCUGGAGAUUUAUGAGAACGUCUUGGAUGGAAAAAUCUCGUGGUCGUCUCAGAUCGGGUCGACGUCCAAGGACCUCCUAAAGCAUCUCAUCGAAAUGAUCCCUCGAAAGCGCUUCGGCGCGGGGCAUUGGCCCAACGAAACAAAGGAAAUCAAGGGACAUCCUUGGUUUGCGGGUGUCAACUGGAGAUCCAUCGAGGACAAGAAAAUCGCCCCGCCUUUUACCCCCAAGGUGACCGGAACGGAGGACAUUAGCAACUUUGACAAGUACAACGAGCCCAGUUCUGUCUUGGAAGCGGCCAAGGGCAACGUUGGCAAAUCAGAGGAUGGCCUCUAUGACGAGGUUUUCAAGGACUUUUAG
This is a messenger RNA of Polychytrium aggregatum, 1140 nucleotides long. Its product is annotated as kinase-like domain-containing protein. The record is from RefSeq and is a predicted model, not a curated record. Gene Ontology annotation, molecular function: ATP binding; cAMP-dependent protein kinase activity. Gene Ontology annotation, biological process: peptidyl-serine phosphorylation. Bases 1 to 1140 code for a protein of 379 amino acids. The transcript is spliced from 2 exons. Gene Ontology annotation, cellular component: nucleus; cAMP-dependent protein kinase complex. Lineage: Eukaryota; Fungi; Chytridiomycota; Chytridiomycetes; Polychytriales.